AUGAUGGAGCUCAAGCAAACCACCCCUAUCUGCCGCACGGCUGAUGAGACUGGAACAUGUCCUCCAAACCUCUGCUAUGUGUACUUCCUCACUGCUUUCGUCUCCAUCGGCGCGAUGCUCUUUGGAUAUGCGGAAAACAAUUGGGUGACGGGAGCGGUGGUGUCGCUUUACGAUAUCGGGUGCUUGGUUGGGGCCAUGUCGAUUGGAUAUCUCGCCGAUCGUUAUGGCCGCGGACGAAUGCUGACCAUUGCCAGCGUGGUCUUCGUGACAGGAGCAGUUGGGCAAUCGGCCUCCUACAAUAUCACGGCUAUCACUCUCGGCCGCGUGAUCCUCGGAUAUGGAGUGAGUACCUGCGCGGGAAGUGUUCCUCUUUACGUGUCCGAGAUCGCGCCGGCAAAGCUCCGGGGCCGUAUUAUCGGGAUCGAGCAGAUGAUUCUCUGUCUCGGCGAGCUCGCCACUUUCUGGCUGGAUUACGGCUUUAACUACCUCGAGACUCCCGGUUGGUGCCGUAUCCCUCUAGCCAUCCAGGUCUUGCCGGCGAUUCUGCUGGGAAUCGAGGUCCUCGCUCGACAUCACGGCGACGACUCGGCUAACUUACAAAUGGCCGAGAUCGCUGACGAGGUGGCCUUUGAAAAAGCGGUAGCGACGGCAACGUGGCAAGACAUGUUCAAGCGCCCCGUGUUAAGGGUUACCCUACUUGGUAUGGGCGUGCAGUUCUUCCAGCAAAUCGCCGGGACCAAUUCCAUUCUUUACUACACCCGUGGAGGCAUCACUGACCCGAAACUCGCCAAUCUCGCUACGGGUGGUAUUGGCAUUGUUCUCUUCGUCUCUGCCUGGGUUCCCAUGUUUGUCUUCGACCGCCUCGGGCGCAAGACACGGUUGCAGAUUGGCCUAGUCGGUAUGUGUUGUGCCAUGAUAGGCAUUGCCGUCCCGCACUGGGGCGUGGGCAGUUGGACAUAUGCGACGGAAAUUUCCCCGGCGAUGUACCGAGCAAAGGGCAAUGCGCUCUCGACCGCGAGCUUGUGGCUGAGUUGUUACACCGUCGCGCAAGCAGGUCCCCCGAUAGCCACGGCCAUCGGCCGGGGUCUUUACAUCAUCUACCCCGGCAUAUGCGUAUUUGCGUUUCUCUUCGUGCGAUACGCCAUGGUCGAAACAAAAGGGAAGACCCUUGAGGAGAUGUCCGCUAGGAGCGGUAUGGAUGUCAACAGUAAAAGGGUUGUCGCUGAAUACGACGAGGUUGUUCGAGAUGCCUAA
This is a messenger RNA of Durotheca rogersii, 1254 nucleotides long. RefSeq names its product putative sugar transporter. Gene Ontology annotation, cellular component: membrane. The transcript is spliced from 7 exons. Lineage: Eukaryota; Fungi; Ascomycota; Sordariomycetes; Xylariales; Xylariaceae. Bases 1 to 1254 code for a protein of 417 amino acids. The record is from RefSeq and is a predicted model, not a curated record. Gene Ontology annotation, molecular function: carbohydrate:proton symporter activity. Gene Ontology annotation, biological process: transmembrane transport; carbohydrate transport.